Aricia agestis (brown argus) is the source of this 3731-nucleotide messenger RNA. It is a transcript of the gene CenG1A, whose product is annotated as centaurin-gamma-1A. Bases 251 to 3130 code for a protein of 959 amino acids. Gene Ontology annotation, cellular component: nucleus. NCBI's taxonomy places the organism in Eukaryota, Metazoa, Arthropoda, Insecta, Lepidoptera, Lycaenidae. The record is from RefSeq and is a predicted model, not a curated record. Gene Ontology annotation, molecular function: GTPase activator activity; GTPase activity; GTP binding. The transcript has 15 exons.
CGCCGGGGUGGUCUCAUAGUCGAGUGCUAUCAGUGCGUCAACAGUUGAUUGAUUGUUUACCUUAUUUGCAUCUACAUUCCCAGCAAAACAAUCACUGUUUCGGGUGUGGAAUCGUGUGUUUUUCGAUACUAUCGUGUAGAAAUACUGAGUUUUUGUGAUCUUCGACUGUAUUUCACGAGCCGCUCACGUAGCGUUGAGAUGAGAAUGCAUAGUCCGUUGUAGUGUUGUGUUGUGGUUACUACCUAGCUAGAUGCUGGGCUUCAGGAGCAACAUGUGCAACCGGCAGCACACGCAGGCUUGCCUGAACACGUCCCUGUCUAUACGGCAGGAGAUCCAGAGGUUUGAAAGCGUUCACCCUUCGAUCUACGCCUUGUACGACCUGGUGGAGCUGGUUCCGGACCCGCUGCUGGCCCAGCAGAUCAGGGAUCACGUCGUCGCUAUAGAAGAUUCCUUCGUGAACAGUCAAGAAUGGACGGCGUCGAGAGGCGUAACAGAGCUCAGGGUGGGAGUUCUGGGCUCCCCCGACAGCGGCAAGUCAGCCCUCGUCCACAGAUACCUCACAGGAGCAUACAUGCAGGAGGAGAGUCCAGAAGGAGGACGAUUCAAGAAGGAGGUGAUAAUAGACGGGCACAGCUACCUGCUCCUCAUCAGGGACGAAGGUGGACCUCCAGAGAUGCAGUUUACAGCAUGGGUGGAUGCCGUCAUAUUCGUAUUCAGUCUUGAAAACGAAAUUAGCUACAAUACAGUUUCAAAUUUCUUCAAUAAAAUGUCGCACUACAGAAACUCAGCAGAAAUCCCUAUCAUACUUGUCGGGACCCAAGAUGCCAUAAGUGAAAGCAGUCCACGCGUAGUGGACGAUAAUCGUGCUCGCAAGUUAUCGAAUGAACUACGAAGAUGCUCGUAUUACGAAACGUGUGCGACGUACGGAUUAAACGUGGAAAGGGUGUUCCAAGAUGCGUGUCAGAAGAUAGUGGGCACGAGAUUGUCGGCGUCGUCGCAGUGCCUGUCGGCAGGCUCGAGGCCCGUGACACCGCAGCCGCUGGCGAACUCACCGAGCCAUAACCAUUCAACAUUUCUUUACAAGGACUCAUUGCCAAGAAGUCAUCAUACACUUUCUGCUUCUUCACAUCACCUACACAGAGGAGCAUCUUCCUUUGAUGCCUCCUCAAAUAGCAGUGGUAUUUCCUCAACACAUGUAGUAGAAAUUCAUAGUACAAAUGGCUCAGAUACAUCGUCUCGGUGGGGCAACUCCCUCGGUAGCCAUGGAUCGUCAUCAGGACUUGUAUCAAUUGCGACGGAAAACAACAACGUCAAGUUUACCGCACCCCAUUGUCUGGACAACUUGCAGCCAGCGAAAGAAAUCAAAGAUCUUCCAACACCCUCCUCUACCCCGACCACAUCAAGAAAGACGAGACGGAGAUCAAAUCUUUUCACCCCCUCGAAGAAGGGUGAUGACAGGUUAAAGAAUGGUGAACUGGGCUCGGGGAGAGCUAUACCAUUAAAACAGGGUUAUUUGUAUAAGAAGAGCAGUAAGGCGCUAAAUAAAGAGUGGAAGAAGAAAUAUGUGACUCUAUGUGAUGAUGGUCGGCUUACUUAUCACCCGAGUUUACAUGACUACAUGGAAGAUGUGAACGGCAAGGAGAUCUCUCUGCAGUAUGUGACGGUGAAGGUACCGGGCCAGAAGCCGAGGGGCUCCAAAUCUAUCAUCACAACAGUACCUGGGUACAAUGGAUACACGAGUUUGGAUAUACACGAUAGUAUCGGAGGACUGUCAAUAGGUUACAAAGAAAAGCCGACACGCGCGACCGACAAGGCGUUGCUUUCGGCGUUCGAUACCAUGAAGGAGCCGACCUGCAGCCGCCAGUCCAUAGACCUGGAGGUGGGGUCUACCAAUGGUACGGACAAGGACACACCACAUGUGAAGAAACGGCACAGACGGAUGAAGAGCAGCGGGGUGAAGAAAGAUGGGGAUGAAGAAGGUGACGGCGCGACGUCGUACGAGUUUACGAUCGUCAGCCUGGACGGCAAGCGGUGGCGGUGGGAGGUGGGCGCGGGCGGCGGCGCGGCGGCGGCCGAGCGCGACGCCUGGGUCGCCGCCGUCGAGGCCCAGAUACUGGCCUCGCUGCAGGGCCGGACGUCCCGGCAGCCGGCACCGACGGGCGCGAACUCGACGGGCGACGUGCGCGCGACGCACUACAUACGACGCGUCAAGGGGAACGAUAAAUGCUGCGACUGCGGUGCACCAGACCCUGACUGGGCGAGCCUUAACCUCGGCGUGCUGAUAUGUAUAGAGUGCUCCGGCAUACACCGGAAUCUCGGCUCGCAUAUAUCGCGAGUGCGCUCACUAGAUCUCGACGAGUGGCCGCUGGGUCACGUGAGCGUGAUGGUGUCCAUCGGCAACACGCUGGCCAACUCCGUGUGGGAGGCGGAGCCGCGCGGACACGUCAAACCCGUUGCCACAGCCACCAGGGAGGAGAAGGAAAGGUGGAUACGCUUAAAAUAUGAGCGUCGUGCGUUCCUUACCGCGUCUACGUCGGACGGCGAGGCGCUGCGGGCGGCGGCGGCGCGCGGCGCUGUGGCGUCGCUGGUGCGAGCGCUCGCCGCGCCCCCGCCGCGUGCGCCCGCGCCGCUCGACCGCGCGCUCGCACUGAGAGCGGCCGCUGCUGCGGCGCAUCUGCCCGCUGCGCAGCUGUUGAUAUGGCACAACGGCAACCCUAACUUCCCGGACUCGGACGGUCACACGUGCGUGUUCUACGCGCGCGCCGCCGCCAACCACCUGUCCGGCAUACCCACGCAGUACCCCAAGAACCUGCAGAUAACCUGCCCCCUCCACCCGAACCCCCCGGCCGGUUCCGGAACCAACUCCACGGGAACCAACUCGACGAGCUCCACGGCGAGCACCAAGAGCUCCAAGAACCCGGAACCCGAAUGCAACUGCGUUAUAUUCGAGCUGUUAAACGCCCAGAGCGCUGCCAACGCGUUGGUAGAAAUACUCAUCGGGUUGCAGAACAACCAGUACAUGAAUAACGGUUUCGAACUCCCUGGCAGCUACAGCCACUCUACUCUGGGACGGGCAUCCCUAGGACCAAAUUUGUCUCUAACCAAUGGUAAAUGCGGAAGUAUUGUAUAAUUUUUUGUCUCUGUUUAUAAUAAUGUUGCGGGCAUAAUCUAGUGAUUUGUUAGAAGUUUUGGUACAAGUAUUAUAGGCCAGGAGCUGUCUUUUUCAACUACAAGUUUGGAUGAACACCGGGUUGAUGCUCGAUGGAGUCCGAACGGCGAAUUGCGGCACAAAACUUCAUGUAAAGCGUCGAAAUUUGUAUGAAAUUCUGUGCCCAGUCUCGUCAUUUUGAUUAUAGUUACCACAAUCACAAUUUUUAGAGUUCACGUGAUAGCAUAGAAGCUUCAUAAGGCUGACGAAAUCAGUUGUAGGCGAAAUGUUUAAUAUAGUAACUGAAUGUUACUUAGGUGUGUAUACAGUUUUUAAUCUGUUGCUAUUUGGUGUUUCCCCUGGAAAAGUUGUAGAAACUUUGCGAGGUUGAUUCUACUUCAACAAUUAUUACUUAAAAUAUUGUCAAAAGAAUAUUUGUUACUUUAAAUAUAGGUGCACACACCUAUCUUUGUAUGUAUAUUUUGUAUAGAUUUUUAUUUCUCGUGUUUUAUUUGUUCGGUGCUUUUUAUGUUAGUUGAAAUAUUUUAUUAUUUUUCCGUAAACCUUCCCUAUGAUUGUUUCG